UUCACAACAUUGACCCCCUUAUCUUCCUAAUGGGCCAUAUGGCAAGAAAAACGGACAUUGUUAGGCAAACCCACAUUCCAUGGUUUUAUAGAGAAAGGAAUAAGACACAAUUAGUACUAAUGUGGUGGUAUUGUAAAUGCAAGAAACUUGAAUGGAGAAAGUUUUAUAUCUGAUAUUGGGUUUAAUCUUAUUAGACACUAUAACACAAGAUGGCUGUUGUGCAUCGGAAAGGUCAUCUGAAGAUUUUAGCACCAGGGAGGGCAGAAGACUUAUGGAAGAAACAACUAGAUUCUCUAACAAGGAGUUGGAUGUUUUAUUUGUUAUUGAUCGUUCUAAGAGUAUAUCUAUAAGAGGAUGGCAAAACAUCAUCAAUUUUAUUUAUUCACUUCUUGAACAUUUUACAGUAAGCCGUCACAAUACAAGAAUUGCUGUUAUUACGUUCAGCACAAAUGCAUCAAUUGAUAUCAAUGAUUUAGAAGAUGGAAAAGAAAAUAAAUGUUCAUUAAUACAGAAAUUUAAGAAACGUCUUAGAAUUAAAAUUCCUUUUGGAUAUACAUCAACAAAUGAAGGUUUGGAGAAAGCAAUCAAAGUUUUAUACAAAUCUCGUUUUUCUGCUAAAAAGAUUGUCAUAGUUAUGACAGAUGGCAGAUCAAACCUUGGUCCACCCCCAAUCAGAGCUUCGCUAGAAAUGAGGUCUUUGCGCUGGAAUGCCUCAUGGAAUGAAAAGAAAAAUGGCCCACAGUUGGAAAUAUUUGCAUUUGGUGUUCAUGAUGUAGAUAUGAUGGAACUACAGACAAUUGCUUCACCAUUACCAAACCAUACUUUCCAUAUUCAACAUUUUUCACAGUUUCAACAAAUGGCUAAAAAUAUUCACAGAGAUGAGCAGAAAGAAACGUGGGAAUUGGUAGAUAAACCGACAUGUGAUGAAGAAUGUAGUAAAAAUGCUGUUUGUAUGUGUGCUACUAAAUCAGGACAAUAUCUGUGUGUUUGUAAUGAAGGCUAUGAAGGUGAUGGUCGGGACUGUAAAGCAUGUGAUAUAGGUUUCUAUAAAGAUUCAUCUGUACCUUAUUCUUGCUGGCCAUGUCCUGACAAUAUGACAACAUUAUAUACUGGUGCUACAGCUAGAUCUAAUUGUGUAUGUAAAUUAGGUUAUUAUAAAGAUGGCAGCAAUUGUUCUUAUAGAGUAUGUUCUGAUUUGCCUGAAAUUAGAAAUGGUAACAGAUUUCAUGUUGAUGGUCAAGUUCAUGAUGAGGUCAUACCAAGUGUUCAGCCAUGUUUAAAUACACCUGGCACAUCUUGUCAUUAUAGAUGUAAUACUGGUUAUAGACUUUCUGGACAUCCUGGACUAGUUUGUCAAGCAGAUGGUAACUGGAAUGGUAAAGUGCCAGAGUGUAAAAUUGUUGAUUGUAAGACUUUAGAAUAUCAUGAUGAAGCUGUAGAUCAUGGUAGUGUUGAAUAUGUAAAUAUUACCACAACUUAUCAAUCUGUCCUCACUACAACAUGUGAUAGAGGGUGGAGAAUUUUUGGUGACAUUAAUAGAUAUUGUACAGAAUUUGGAUUCUGGUCUGGUACUAGAGCUACAUGUGUUGAAGCAAAAUGCCCAGCCCUACAGCUUGGUCUAGGUAUGACAGUAUUUCCAAGCAAUUGUUCUUCUGUAGCUACAUAUCCAGGAACUAUUUGUCAGUUUCAGUGUCGCCAUGGUUUUAAGCUUGAAGGCCAGGGUUUUAAGACAUGUAGUUCAUCAGGUACCUGGUUAGGAUCCACAGUCGCAAAUUGUAAAGACAUUGAAUCACCAAUCAUAAAAUGUCCUGAAGAUCUCACUUUACCGGUCUCUGAAUCUAACUUUGGUGUGGUGUUCUGGAAAAAUCAGCAACCAGAAACAAAUGAUAAUUCAGGGGAAACAACUAUAAUUAUUAGUGGUGUAAAAGAGAACCCAGCUCAUAUGACAGUUGGUUAUCACUUUAUCAAAUAUACAGUAGAAGACAGAGCAGGCAAUAGAAACAGUUGUACAAGACAAAUACACAUUGUUGGUAGAACUGUAAGUGUUGAAUCUUGUCCAACCAAUGUCACUGAUCUGUCUGUGAGUGGAAUGAAAAAAACAGUAUAUUGGAAUACACCAGUAUUUGUAGAUAAUAAUGGCAGAAACGUAGCUCAUCAGUGUUCUAGAAACAGUGGUUCUACAUUUUUGAUAGGAUCAUAUAAUGUCAUAUGUAUAGUUAAACCUGAAGAAAGACUUCAUAAUCCACCUAGUUGUUCAUUCUCUAUAUUAUUACAAAGAAAGAAAUGUGAUGUUCCCCCAGCUCCAUUACAUGGUAGUGUUACAUGUAAUUCUGGUACUGAUGUACUUACGGUCUGUUCUGUAAAAUGUAACAAUGGAUAUGAUUUCUUUAACACUCCACAGAUUCACUACAAAUGUGAUCUUUCUGGAAACUGGAUAUUAAGAACUCCAGGACAGUUCUGGCCUGAUUGUUCUAGAAGUUAUCACCCUAGAAGAGCAAAGAUGAAAGGUCUUGCUGAGUUUUUCUACUAUUCAGGUAGAUGUGAGAGAAACAAAGAUAGAAUUGAGAGGCAAUUCAAGAAUUUGGUUCAGAAAUUUGCUUGGGAUAUAUGUGGUGAAAAUUCUUGUAAUAUUAGGAAUAUAACAGUGAAAUGUGGCAUGGAUUCGCGGAAAAGAAGAAGUGCUAAUAAACUAAGUACCCCAGAACAAGGUAUUGGGGAUCUUCUAAAUCCAUCCAGUCCAUUCAUUGACUUGGAUACAAGUUCUGAUGAUAAAGACAUAACAGAUUAUAAAGUUUUGGACAUAAGAGCCAGUGAUGCUGAAGAGUCCUUACAUUAUAAAAGAAAAACCGAUAUAGUUUCCAAACCUGAAAAUGAAGUAAGUGACUAUGUGACAAUGUUUACAUCACCAAGGACCAGAUCGGUAACAUCAAGCCCAAAGAUAGAUAAGCCUACGGCAAAUUUUGAGAAUGGUAUAACAUCACCUGCAGUAUUUAAAACAGACAUAGUAAAACAGAAAGAUUUCACAACUGUUUCUGAAGAUAAUAGCUUUGAAAGUGAAACAAUGAUGGGAAAUGUAGAAACCCUGAAAGAUGUAGAGAUUGGGACUACUUUAAUAGAAUCUAUUUUUACCACACCAUCAUAUUUUGAUUUGAGUAAACUUCUGAUACAAUUUGAGGUGCAAGCAGAACUAAAUUUGACUUAUAUAACACAUCAUGAUUUAGAAACAUUGGUUGAUUCUCUGUGGGAUGUUUUUGACAAUUUAAAGGUAGAAAAUAUAACAUUAGAACAGUCAGAUGGAAAUAAUAUGAUAUUGUACUCAGAGAAAAUGGAGUUUGGGGAUCCAGCCAUAGGUGAUUGUUUAGAAGGAUAUUUGACAGUUGAAUCUUCUUGGUUUAAACACUGUGUCGGAUGUCCAAGAGGAACAAGGUUAUUAAAAAAUUUGUGUGUUCCAUGUGAUAUUGGAUAUUAUCAAGAUAAAGAGGCACAGAUACAGUGUAUAUGUUGUCCUUUGAAUACUACCACUAUAAAGGUUGGUUCUACAAACAUUACAGAUUGUACAGAGCAAUGUCCACCAGGUAAGAUGUCAACUAAUGGUUAUGAACCAUGUUUGUUAUGUGAUGAGGGAUACUAUCAAGAAGACAGAGGAGAAAAGUCAUGUGACAAAUGUGCUAAUGAUACAUCUUCUUCAUUCUCUGGUGCGACGAACGUAGGUGAUUGUAUAGAUGUAUGUCCUGUUGGAACUUUUAAUAAAGUUAAUGGUUUGGUACCGUGUGAAAUGUGUCCUACUGGAAUGUAUCAACCUAAUUCUAAAUCAACCAACUGUUUAUACUGUCCAGACAACACAACAACAAUCACUACUGGUUCUAGUAAAAUUACAUACUGUUCAGAUUUUGAUCCUUGUGAAAACAUAACAGUAUUGGGUUGUGAAAAUAAUGGGACCUGUAUCAGUGUUAUGGAAGAUGAUGUUCUCUGCUCAUGUUUAUCUGGUUUUAAUGGUGAUAGAUGUGAGAUUAACAUCGAUGAUUGUUUAUCCUCUCCAUGUAGAAAUAAUGCAACAUGCAUUGAUGGAAUAAAUGACUAUUCUUGUACUUGCUCUGAAGGUUUUGAAGGAAAUGAUUGUGGAAUUAAUGUGGAUGUAUGUGUGAAUAAUACCUGUUCUAAUGGUGGAUCAUGUCUAGAUCUAGAAGUUGGGUUUGCAUGUUAUUGUUCAUCAGGAUUUACGGGACCAACAUGUGAUUUACCUAUUGACAGUUGUUUGUCUAAUUUAUGUAUGCAUGGCAACUGUAUUAGCCAGACUUCAGGGUAUUAUUGUUCAUGUCGUCAAGGAUUUGCAGGUAAACUAUGUGAUGUUAUUAUAAAGUAUACAUGUUAUCAAAUACAAUGUUACAAUGGAGGUGUAUGUCAAGUGGAUGGGGAUACAAGUAGAUGUCAUUGUUUACCAGGUUUUACAGGUAUAUUUUGUGAAAUUAACAACAAUGAAUGUAAAUCAUCUCCAUGUUUAAAUCAAGCUACAUGUAUAGAUUUAGAUAAUAGAUUUUAUUGUAAAUGUAAAAGUGGAUAUACAGGACGUUUCUGUCAAGAUGAUAUAUCUGAAGAUUUUGACCUGAUAUUUGAUGGUAAUUUGGAUGUUGGUUAUGUACGAUUACCAUCAGUAGUGAUACCUAAACUCAAGACUUUUACUGUUACAUUCUGGUUUCUUGUAUUUCAAACGGAUUUUGGUAGUUUAUUCUCCUAUAAUGUAAGAUCACAGAAUUCUCCAGAAAUUUUUGAGGAAGUAAUCAAAUUUGAAGGUGGACAGGAAUCAUAUGCUCUAUGUAUAAAUGGUGCAUGUGCUGUGAGUACAUCAUCUCUACCUGCAGGAAUUUGGAAUCAUGUUGUUAUAGACUGGUCAUCUAUACAUGGUGCUUGGCAUAUCUAUAUCAAUGGUACUAUCAGAUCAUCAGGAUUUAGACUUGCAGAAGAAAGUAUAUUGAAAUCAAAAGGAUCUUUUGUAUUGGGAAUUCAAGAAGAUUUUUAUGGUGGAACACAAAAUAUCUGGAAAUCAUAUUCUGGUGAACUCAGUAGAUUCAAUGUUUAUGAUUAUAUUCUUAAUGAAGAUGAAAUCGCCAAAGUAUCCAAUCAGACAAGUUGUUACAAUGCUAAUGGUAACAUUUUGUCAUGGACUGAUGCAUUCUCCGGAAUUUCUGGGGAGAUAACCAUUAGAAAUCAAUCCUAUUGUUUAGAUAUUGAUGAAUGUUUAUUGUAUAAUCCAUGUAAAGAUUAUGAAGUAUGUAAGAAUCAAGUGGAUAGUUAUAGUUGUGAAUGUAAAGCAGGGUUUAAAGGUAUAGAUUGUAAAGAAACAGUCAACGAAUGUAAUACUGAAACAUGUAAGAAUAAUGGUAUAUGUAGUGAUGGUAAUAGUUUAUAUGAUGUAACUUGUACAUGUCAACCAGGAUAUACAGGUCGUUAUUGUGAGUUUGAAGACAAGGAUGGUUGUAACAGUUCUUCAUGUGUAAAUGGUAAAUGUGUACAGAAGAAGGAAGGGCAUGUCUGUGAAUGCCGUGACAACUGGAGGGGAAGUAACUGUGAUAUAAUGUAUGAUUCCAGCUGUGAACUUUCUCCAUGUUUAUUUAAUUCAACCUGUGUUCCAGAUAUAAAAAGUUCUGGAAAAUACAAGUGUGUAUGUCCUAGGUUUGAUAGUAUGGUGUAUGACAAAAACUGUUUGCCAUUGUCUUGUAUUUCAUCCCCAUGUCUUAAUGGAGGUAGUUGCUAUGACAACUAUGAUGCCACCUUCACCUGUAAGUGUGUGGAUGGAUACAGUGGAGAAGUAUGUGAUGAAGUUUUAUCACCUGUUUGUACAUCAACUACAUGUUUCCAUGGUGGUACAUGUCUGGAUUAUAAUGGAACCGUAACCUGCCAUUGUGUACCAGAUUAUAUAGGACAAUGGUGUGAAAUCAAAAUUGAAAAUAAAAAUAAAAAUUAUAAAGACAGCCUAUCGGCUGUGGAUGAAAGAGUUAUUAUAUUUUGUAGCCUUGGUGUAAUUGUUAUAUUUAUAAUAGUUACAGCAUCUAUAUUAGGAUGUAAGAUGUGUAAAGAAAAACGAAAGUAUCACCCAAGAAGACUCUUAUCAGAUAAUUUAAACAACUCUCCAUCACCUAUAGGCAUAAAUGUAGUGAACAAUCCGGUAUUUAACAUGGAAGAUGAGGCUACAAGGCAAGGAACUCCUUCAGGAACUUACGAGAAUAUGUAUGCUGAGUUAGGUGAUUUUGCCUAUGCUGAUGAUAUUAUGGACAUUAAAAAUAAUCAAGCCAAGGCUAAGGAAUGUAAUCUAGAAAGGGCAACUGACAGGAAAAACUCAGAAUCAUCUUAUACUUCUGUUCGAUCUUCCAACAAAAGCCUGAAAAGGUUUGAUGCUGAUUACUUGCAGCCUAUUUUCACUAGAAAUGAAUUUGAAUAUGUUGAUGAUGUACCCAAAGACUGUAAAGUACUUUUACCCAUGAUAGGCAAGAACAUCAGAGAUGCACCAAUUCCUGUGGAUGAAUCUGAAUAUGUCCCGCCCUCGCUACCGCAAUUCCACAAAUAUCAAAAUACCACAGAAAAAUGUCAACCAAAUGUAACUGAGAAAAACCCACUGCUACUGGAUGAACAAAAAUCUAAUGAACCUCCCUAUAUUAAUACAAGUACAUGUAGCUUGAUUCCCUAUCCUUGCCUACCGUUACAGAAGUAUAUCAUUGAUCCAAAUGUAUUAGGUUCAUCAAAUCAAGGCAGGGGUGAAAUGUUGGGUUAUGUUAAUGAAAGAUUUCACCUGGAAUCAUCUGAGGUACAACUUCCAGAAUUAACUACCAGAACACAAAGAUCCAAUCUAGAUGAUGGUAAGACAAAGAAACCAUUUGAAGAUAUUUCACAUUCUGAUGAUGACAAGAAACCAAUCGAUGCAUCAUUUGAAUCUCCUACCUAUUUGUCAGUAGUUGAACCCAAACCAGGUGAACUACCAGGUACCAAGUCGAAGCAUGUUCAUAUUGAACCAUGUAAAAGAAAACUGCCCCCUUUACCAAAAAAUAGAUAAAAACGUUUGGUAUUCAAUGUAAUAUUAUUUGCUUUUGUUAUAAUGUUAUAAUGUAGAUGUGGUAUUAAACAAACAUACAU
This is a messenger RNA of Patella vulgata (common limpet), 7125 nucleotides long. Its product is annotated as sushi, von Willebrand factor type A, EGF and pentraxin domain-containing protein 1. The record is from RefSeq and is a predicted model, not a curated record. NCBI's taxonomy places the organism in Eukaryota, Metazoa, Mollusca, Gastropoda, Patellidae. Gene Ontology annotation, cellular component: plasma membrane; protein-containing complex. Bases 152 to 7045 code for a protein of 2297 amino acids. Gene Ontology annotation, biological process: heterophilic cell-cell adhesion; establishment or maintenance of epithelial cell apical/basal polarity. Gene Ontology annotation, molecular function: calcium ion binding. The transcript has 28 exons.